AUGAUUCCGACGCCAAACCUCUCACAUCUCACUAGCAAGGAUUACGAUCUUGUCUAUGAACCUGCAGAGGACACGUUCCUGUUGCUUGACGCCCUCGAGGCUGACGAACAGGCGCUUAAGGCAGCAAAUCCGUUGGUCUGCCUCGAAGUGGGAUCAGGUUCAGGAUGUGUUUCGGCGUUCUUGACAAAAAUCAUUGACCCUGCCCUAUACAUCUGCACGGAUAUCAAUCCUCAUGCAUGUCGUGCAUCACAAGCGACAGGGAGAAACAACAAGGCAGAAUUAGACGUUCUGAACGGGCCCUUCGCUCAUCCUCUUCACCAACGACUGAAAAACAGCAUCGAUGUGAUCAUGUUCAACCCUCCUUAUGUGCCUACUUCUUUCGAGGAAGCACAAUAUGCCCAAAGCACCCAUCACCUGGAGGGCGCAUGGGCAGGAGGUUUGGACGGUAUGCAAGUCACCAAUACGUUCUUGAGUCAAGUCAAGGCAAGUGGUCGAAUUGAGAGCCUUGAUAAAAGGAGAUUUUAUCUGGUGGCAUUGAAACAGAACAAUGUGCCCGAGAUAAGAUCAAGGAUGCUCGAGGAACAAGGACUCUCAAGCGAGAUCGUCCUCGAGCGGAGAGCAGGGAGGGAAUACCUGUACAUCUUACGGUUCCAGCACACAAGGGGAGAUAAUGUGACAGAGUAA
Coprinopsis cinerea okayama7#130 is the source of this 684-nucleotide messenger RNA. Its product is annotated as methylase. NCBI's taxonomy places the organism in Eukaryota, Fungi, Basidiomycota, Agaricomycetes, Agaricales, Psathyrellaceae. The record is from RefSeq and is a predicted model, not a curated record. Gene Ontology annotation, molecular function: S-adenosylmethionine-dependent methyltransferase activity; protein methyltransferase activity. The transcript has 7 exons. Bases 1 to 684 code for a protein of 227 amino acids. Gene Ontology annotation, cellular component: eRF1 methyltransferase complex.